AUGACGGGUCAAUGACAUCGAGAACUAGCCAAGGCGGUGGAAAUGUUUGCGACUUUAUAUGACGUGAUUGUUGUGAUAACCUACACGAAACCUCCAUUUUAAAUUUUGUAUUGGCGAUAUUCUUCAUUUAAUUUCUUACAAAAAGCAGUUUGACAACAUUGAAGAGACACUGAAUGUGAAAUUAUCAGCAUUUCCUAACAGAAUGCAGCAAUGGAUCGUCAAAAGACGACCGGCCAUUCUUAUCGACGUUGUCAGCCAGUUUUUGCGGUCGUUCUGAUGAACAAGGAUGACGACCAAGCGAAGAAUAGAACAGACAAGUGAAUUCCGUACCAGCUCCCGUAACAACCGGCAGUUGAAGUGACAAACAAGUUGGACGUCAGUGAAACACUGGAUUUACAUGUCUUCAAGACUUGAAAAGGGCCGGCCAUUAUGGAUGUCAUUUGUUUCAUUUGCUUACCCACUCCUUCGCGUUUAGUCUUUCUACUUGGAUAUAGACCAAAUUCCGCCAAAGGGUAUCGGGUCAAGAAGGAGUGGUGCUGGCACUUUGGUCGGUGCAUUCAUUAAUUUAAUCAGAAAAUAUCGAAGCUGUAGAGAGAUGGGUAAGUUGUCUUCUAAAAAUUUAGUUUUCUCUGACCGUAGCCAUUUAACGGGGGAAAGGACACGACCUCCACCGAAUACUUUCAUGUUUUUUCAGCAAUCUAAUAAAAUUCGACAAGGGAACAAUGUUGAACUAAUUAAACUGGGGAAGCCUUUAAUUACUCCGAAGAAUAAUCCCCCAUAAAAUGGUGUGAUGGCCGUGUUGAAUGGCUGUUACGCGUCACCAUUCAGGUAUAAAAAGCGGCGAAAAUCGGUGGAAAUUCAGCAGACUUGCCUUCCUCAUCUCCACUGCAGCAACCAAGCAGUUCCUUCUCCACGAAAAAACAUGAAAUUCUCGGCUUCAGCAGCUAUUUUCCUGGCCCUUUGUUUGGUCUACGUUCAUGCGGAUGAACGCCACACUCCGUCCUAUGGAGGAAAUCGACCACCUUCAUACAGGCCACCUUCUCACCACCUAAAGCCCCAUCCUCCCAAGCCCCUUCAUCCUUUGCCCUACCACCCCAAGCCCCAACAUCCUUUGCCUUACCACCCCAAGCCCCAACAUCCUUUGCCUUACCACCCCAAGCCCCAACAUCCUUUGCCUUACCGCCCCAAGCCCCAACGCCCAACGCAUUACAAGCCCAAGCCUCAACAUCCCAAACCCCACCGCCCCUCGGUUCAUCGACCAAAGCCUCAACGCCCCAAUCGUCCCUGGGUGAUGAAACCCCAAUCAGACAACACCAACAUCAACAUUAACCGCAACAAGAACAGCAAUGAGGGCAUCAUUUUAGCCGAGCUUUUCUCUCAGCUAAUCGCCAACGAAGAGGAUCCAUGUCUAUUCGGCUUGGGAUGUUUCGAAAAAAAACUGAAAACUAAAGAUAUCGUUGUUGAAGCAAAGGCCAACAGUACCCAAGAAGAAGAGGCUGCUACCACCAGCGACGCUGCGGAUGCUACCACCAAUGACACCGAAGAUGCUACCAUUAGUGACGCCGAGGAAGCUACAACCGACGACUCCGAGGCUAGCCUGGAUCAGACUGAGCAGACCGAAGAAGAGGAUGCCGCUGUUGUUGUGGAAUCACGCCAGGAAGGCCAAGUCGAAGAAGACGAUGGCAUGGCGAUGUUUUAGGUUUCCCAAAUUCUAUGUUCCAAGCCGUGCACACCACCGUUCAACGAUGACGACACAAAACCAAACCACUGAAUACUGAACCCCGUUAAACUGAGUUGCUGCUGGCUAGUGCCCAUCAAAAAUAGCUUCUAUAUUGUUAAUGGAAUUGCAACUUUUUUAGUUUACAUUCUCUCAAAAUUUCCUCGUGUUUGUAACUGAUUUUUAAUAUCGAUUCCACAAUUUCUUGUUAUGGACAAGAUGUUAAUGCAGGCGCUUCACUGACGGAAAAUACAUUUCAAUUAUAAAAUCAA
Daphnia magna is the source of this 1989-nucleotide messenger RNA. Its product is annotated as hyphal wall protein 1. The record is from RefSeq and is a predicted model, not a curated record. The transcript has 6 exons. The coding region runs from base 791 to 1699 and encodes 302 amino acids. Lineage: Eukaryota; Metazoa; Arthropoda; Branchiopoda; Diplostraca; Daphniidae.